AUGCUCCCCUGGGACCUGUUCCCCUCUCCCCGGUACCGUGCCGUCCUCCGUGCCCUGCCAUCCUCCUCCAGCACCGCUGCUCCCCCUUCCCCGGUGCUGUGGGGCUCCCCCCCGGGGCCUGUUCCCACCUCCCUCAGUGCCGUGGGGUGCCCCUGCCCCCAUUCUGGGACCGUGGGGUGCCCCAGGGCCUGUUCCCCCUUUCUGGGCCUCACCCGCGUUCUCACCCUGCAGGUGGAGGAUGCGCUUUCCUACCUGGACCAGGUGAAGAUCCGCUUUGGCAGCGACCCCGCCACCUACAACGGCUUCCUGGAGAUCAUGAAAGAGUUCAAGAGCCAGAGCAUUGACACACCUGGAGUAAUCCGACGUGUUUCGCAGCUUUUCCAUGAGCAUCCCGACCUCAUUGUAGGAUUCAAUGCUUUCCUCCCUCUGGGCUAUAGGAUAGAAAUUCCAAAGAACGGGAAGUUAAGUAUACAGUCACCUUUGAAUAGUCAGGUGCCCUCAGAGCCUGUUCCCAGCGCUCUCCCUGGCAGCGGGCUGUUGUUGCAUUACUCCCAGGAGAAUUCGCACAAUCACAGUGACUGCUCCGAGGAGUUUAGGCAACAGCUUCCGUACAAAGAAGAUAAAUCCCAAAUUCCUUUGGAGUCUGAUUCUGUAGAGUUCAAUAAUGCUAUCAGUUACGUGAAUAAGAUCAAAACACGUUUUCUUGACCAUCCAGAAAUUUACAGAUCCUUUUUAGAAAUUCUUCAUACUUACCAGAAAGAACAGCUGAACACUAAAGGCCGACCCUUUCGAGGCAUGUCAGAGGAAGAAGUGUUUACUGAAGUAGCAAACCUGUUCAGGGGACAGGAGGAUCUGCUUUCUGAGUUUGGACAGUUCCUCCCAGAGGCUAAAAGGUCUUUGUUCACAGGAAAUGGACCAUGUGAAGUGAACAGUGUCCAAAAAACUGAGCAUGAGAAGAAUCUGGAACACAGCAAAAAGCGAUCCAGACCACUGCUGUUGCGUCCUGUUUCUGGGCCAGCAAAGAAGAAAAUGAAACUGCGAGGUACCAAAGAUCUGUCAGUAGCGACAGUGGGAAAAUAUGGAACGCUGCAAGAGUUUUCCUUCUUUGACAAGGUGCGUAGGGUGCUAAAGAGUCAGGAAGUCUAUGAAAAUUUUCUCCGUUGCAUUGCUCUCUUCAACCAGGAGCUGGUCUCUGGCUCUGAGUUGCUCCAGCUAGUUACACCAUUUUUAGGGAAAUUCCCAGAACUCUUUGCACAGUUCAAGUCCUUUCUUGGUGUGAAAGAGCUUUCAUUUGCUUCUCCUCUGAGUGACCGAUCUGGAGAUGGAAUGAGUCGGGAAAUUGAUUAUGCUUCCUGCAAACGCAUAGGAUCAAGUUACCGGGCUCUCCCAAAAACCUAUCAGCAGCCAAAGUGCAGUGGAAGAACAGCCAUUUGCAAGGAGGUGUUAAAUGAUACCUGGGUUUCAUUUCCAUCCUGGUCUGAAGACUCCACUUUUGUCAGCUCCAAGAAGACUCCUUAUGAGGAGCAGUUGCACCGCUGUGAAGAUGAGCGGUUUGAGUUGGAUGUUGUCUUGGAGACCAAUUUAGCCACAAUACGUGUGCUGGAGAGUGUGCAGAAAAAACUGUCACGACUGACUCAAGAGGAUCAGGAGAAAUUUCGACUGGAUGAUUGCUUGGGAGGAACAUCAGAAGUGAUCCAGCGCAGGGCCAUCUAUCGCAUCUAUGGUGAUAAAGCACCAGAGAUCAUUGAAAGUCUUAAGAAAAACCCAGUUACUGCAGUUCCUGUUGUUCUUAAGAGAUUGAAAGCAAAAGAGGAGGAAUGGCGGGAGGCCCAGCAGGGCUUCAACAAAAUUUGGCGGGAGCAGUAUGAGAAAGCCUACUUGAAGUCCCUUGACCACCAGGCCGUCAACUUCAAACAAAAUGACACCAAAGCUUUGCGCUCCAAGAGCUUGCUGAAUGAAAUUGAGAGUGUCUAUGAUGAGCAUCAGGAGCAGCAUUCAGAAGGGAGAAGUUCGUCCACAAAUGAGCCUCAUCUUAUCUUCAUCUAUGAAGAUAAGCAGAUUUUGGAAGAUGCAGCAUCUCUUAUCAGCUAUUAUGUAAAAAGGCAGCCUACUAUCCAAAAGGAGGACCAAGCAACCAUCCGGCAGAUAGUGCAUCAUUUCAUACCUGAGCUGUUUUUCUCUCAGCCCCCUGAGCACAGUAUUUCUGAAGAAUCAACAGAUGAAGACAGAGAAAACCAUCAGGGGCAGAACCUGGAUACUCCUGAGCUACGGAAAAAAAAUGUGCCUGGGCCUCCAAGCAGUCCUUUGGAGGCAAAAGCAACCUUCUGUGAUGUUACAGCUGCUGAGCCCCACAACACUCUGGAUGAUGUUUACAGUCUGUUCUUUGUCAAUAAUAAUUGGUAUUUCUUCCUCCGCCUUCACCAGACUCUGUGCUCUAGGCUCCUAAAGAUUUAUCGUCAAGCUCAGAAGCAGCUUCUAGAAUAUCGGACUGAAAAAGAGAGAGAGAAACUUCUUUGUGAGGGAAGAAAAGAAAAAACCAAUGAUCCAGCCAUGGAACUAAGACUGAAGCAACCAAGUGAAGUGGAGCUGGAGGAGUACUACCCUGCGUUCCUGGAUAUGGUGAGGAGUCUGCUGGAUGGGAAUAUUGACCCAACGCAGUACGAGGACACUCUGAGGGAGAUGUUCACUAUCCAUGCCUAUAUUGGCUUUACUAUGGACAAACUGGUGCAGAAUAUUGUCCGCCAGCUUCACCAUCUAGUGAGCGAUGACAUCUGCUUGAAGGUUGUUGAGCUCUACUUGAAUGAAAGGAAGCGAGGUGCUGCUGGAGGUAACUUAUCCUCUAGGUGUGUCCGGGCAGCAAAGGAGACCAGCUACCAGUGGAAGGCUGAACGUUGCAUGGCAGAUGAGAACUGUUUCAAGGUAAUGUUUCUUCAGCGGAAAGGACAGGUGAUCAUGACCAUUGAGCUUCUGGAUACAGAAGAAACCCAGACAGAAGAUCCCGUGGAGGUCCAGCACCUGGCUAACUACAUGGAGCAGUACGUUGGGGUAGAAGGAGCUCCAAACAACCAGAAUGAUGGCUUCUUAUUGAAACCGGUCUUUCUGCAAAGAAACCUAAAAAAGUUUCGCAAGUGGCAAUGUAAGCAAGUGAGAGCUCUGCGUAGCGAAGUGAAGAGCUCCUGGAAGAGGCUGAUUGGGGUGGAAAGUGCCUGCAACGUGGACUGCCGGUUCAAGCUCAACACCCACAAAAUGAUGUUCAUCAUGAACUCGGAGGAUUACAUGUACAGGAGGGGAGCUCUCUGCCGAGCCAAGCAGGUACAGCCAAUGGUGCUGCUAAAGCAUCACCAGCAGUUUGAAGAGUGGCACAAUAGGUGGCUAGAAGAGAACGUGACCAUGGAGGCAGUUGAUGUAGUUCAAGACUGGCUGAUGGGAGACGAAGACGAGGAGAUGGUGCCCUGUAAAACAACUUGUGAGACGGUGAAUGUCCAUGGGGUCCCAGUGAACAGAUACAGAGUUCAGUACAGUCGCCGUCCAGCUUCACCGUGAGCAGAGACUUGUUCCUGGGACCAAGACAAGUAGGAGCGUUGCUGGUGAAAUACAUUUACUCUGAGAAUAGUGGUGGGAAUGCAAUGUAUGUAUUAAUGAUAUUUAUCCAAACAGCAUUUUACUUUGGAUUAUGAUGUAUUUUCCGUAUGGCAUAGACUUGUCUCCUUGCAGUGUAAUCCUCCAGCCAUCAUGAAGAGACUUUUAAAAGCUUUAUGGGAAGAGGGCUCUUGGCAUUGCCACACACUUUUUAGUAGUUUCCUAGCUUUAGGCCACUGCUGACCAGCCAAUACUGGAAGGCUGAGUGAGGGGGUCAGGCUCUGGGCGAACUACCACUAGUGGCUUUGCUGAAGAGAUGGAGCUGGGCUGGUGUUCAAGCAGAUGCUGGCAGCUGCUUCCACUUUGAAAGGUUUAAUGUUCCCUAUCUUCCUGAAUUUAUGCCGUCUUGGAGCCUGCAGAACUCUUCGAGGUAACCUCCAAGUGCCAGUGGGGCUGAGAGCACCUGGCACAGAUUGCUAGCCCCACUAUGGGCUGCUUCAUUAUCUAUGUGUACUAAUAAGGCAAUGAAUGCAGUAUUUGUUACUGGUGCUCUGGUGAGAAAAAUGCCAAAACUGAGAGAAGGGUGAAUGGCGUACUAAACGCUCUUAACUCUCACUCAUCAACUAAGUAUUUUGGAGCGUGAACUAAGGGGAAGAAACUCUCUGAGCUGCAGUGCUAGGCAAGAGAGCAUUCUGCGGCGCAAGACAGCCUAGGCCCGUCAGCUACCCCUCUGCAGAUGUGCACCGGAUCCCAUGUUGUUGCUUUGUGAACUUACGACCUGCUGCAGACUCUGCCUUCUCAGAUCUGGAGCUGCUUGGAGCGUGUGCCUGGGGAGGAAUAUCCAUUGUGAGGUCUGGCCUAUUUUUUUUUUUUUCUUUUUUUUUUUUUUGUAUUUUGCAUGUUGAUUGGCAGCCUCUGGAGACUGCGUUCUCGGGCGCUUCGCUUUCCUUGUGCAUGCCCGGACUCCGUGGUUCUGCUGGGUUGUACCACGUCAGUAACAUCAUUAGAUGGAGCUCUUGCGGCACAGUGUUUGCACUGGAUCUGAGGUUUGUCCCAGAUACUUUGCUGUUUCUGCUGGGUCAGCACAGAUGCUGUAUUUGCAGUGACACAUGGAAAUCUGUAAUGGGCAGUGUUAGAUCCAGCCACAACCAUCGUAGACAAGCUUUUCCACUGAACCAUCUGUACUUCUAUCUAAGCUUUCUUGCAAUGAAACCUAACAAAAAACCUACCCCAAACCAUGCAGAACACUACGUCAAUUGUCUGACUUAAUCUAUUGAAAAAUCAAGAAAACUUAGCUGUGUCUGUCCUACAGCCCCACUGUGACUUCACUCUUGUUUUUCAGGGGCCAAGGGCAAGCACACUGUCCAUGGAGUGUAUUACAAACAUAAUGUCUUGAGGCAGGUCCAAGCCUCCUUUCAGCUCUGCUUCCAACGUUUUUUCUGGCUUUUGGGGGAAUAGCCCCCUCACCCCGAUAUUUUUUGUGGCUUUGAUUUUUAGGUUAUAAUUUCUGCCAGACCUAAGGAGCAGCCUGUAGGAUUUGUCCUGGGUUAUUUCCACUGUACAACAUUUGGUUUUGCAAUUGUCUCACUUGACAGUAGAAAAAUUGGCCUUUGGGGUACGUUUAAUAGAAAACUGUACUGACUCUUUGUCUUUUUUGCAAAAUAGUCUGUAGGAGGGAAGGAGGGAGGCCAGUCUCUGGCAUUCGUGGCCACUUGCACAACCACUGCCAGCAGAGGACUUUUCAUCAAGAACUCAUGUUCUUGUUGUCUGGGUCUCUGUUAAAUUUUGGUUACUGAAACUCUGAAGGUUCUUCCCCGCUCUUGUUGCAGUAAAUGAUAAAAGACACUGACCACGUAGCUAUGUGAGGGCUGGGUGGACAAGCCCACUGCAAAGCACAGUAUCCCCCUUUUGCUUCCAGACAGCUCAACAAAAUACACCUCAGUCCUGUUCACCUCUCUGCUGUCUUCCAGUGGAGAUGACAACUGUGCCAAAUUUUAUGGUUUUAUGAUACAGAAAAAAUGUUUACUAGAAAAUAGGUUGCAACUUGUGGCUUAAAAUGCAUUUGAUUCCAAGUGUACCAGGGUGUAGGAGGGUAACGCACCUGUGCACCGUCCUGUUCCAUCUCCCCAUUUUUAAGUGUACUUCAGGUAUUUUUAAGCAUCCUUAUUUUGUAAACCUUAAUUUAUAAUCUGAACAGAUUAAGUAAGUAAGACUUUCGCCCUUUACAGUGCUAUUGUCUCAAAAAUGAUAGUAGCAAAUUAUGUGAAUGAAAUAAGCAGGCAGUGCAGGUUUGAGAGUGGCUUGCUAACGUCGACCGCUGUGUAUCUGCUAGCACGACCUUAAUUCAAGAGUUUGUUCUUCCAUUUUUUUGAAGGAUCUUUGCUUUUGGGCUUGUAAUUGCUUUGCCAGCUCUUUGAAUGUAGUUUUUUUUUUAUAUUUAUUUGCACAUUCAAGUAAAAUAAAAUAUUGAUUUUAAAAGUCU
This is a messenger RNA of Pygoscelis adeliae (Adelie penguin), 6061 nucleotides long. RefSeq names its product SIN3 transcription regulator family member B (gene SIN3B). NCBI's taxonomy places the organism in Eukaryota, Metazoa, Chordata, Aves, Sphenisciformes, Spheniscidae. Gene Ontology annotation, molecular function: transcription corepressor activity. Gene Ontology annotation, biological process: negative regulation of transcription by RNA polymerase II. Bases 1 to 3543 code for a protein of 1180 amino acids. The record is from RefSeq and is a predicted model, not a curated record. Gene Ontology annotation, cellular component: chromatin. The transcript has 19 exons.